Messenger RNA from Dovyalis caffra, 891 nucleotides. Lineage: Eukaryota; Viridiplantae; Streptophyta; Magnoliopsida; Malpighiales; Salicaceae. The record is from the annotation of a GenBank genome assembly.
AUGGCAUCCAAUCCACGGCCAUCAGAUAACAAUCCUCCUCUGAAACCUUGGGAGCGAGCUGGUGGUUCUUCUGGUGCUACACCUUUUAAACCACCAUCAGCUGGCAGCACAAGUGAUGUCGUUGACGCUUCAGGAACUGCAAGACCCGGAGAAAUUGUUCAAAGUUCGGGCAAUACCACAAACAACAUAAAUGCUGUUGGUAGGCCUGUUCCUUCAAGACCUUGGGAGCAGAACUAUAGCACGAGCAACUAUGGAGGUUAUAAUUCCACUCUGAACUAUAAUUCUGGAUAUGGCUCAGGAAUGUAUGGUUCAUCAUACGGUGGGAUUGGAGGAUCAUAUGGUGGGGUUGGAGGAUCAUAUGGUGGAGGUAUGUAUGGAAACAACAUGUAUCGAGGAGGGUAUGGUGGACUUUAUGGUUCUGGGAUGUAUGGCGGUGGAAUGUACAAUAGUGGUUUAGGAGGCACAAUGGGUGGUUAUGGAAUGGGCAUGGGUGGUCCUUAUGGAGCUCAAGACCCUAAUAAUCCAUUUGGCGAACCUCCAUCCCCACCAGGGUUUUGGAUUUCAUUUCUUCGAGUGCUGCAAGGCGUGGUGAACUUUUUUGGCCGCCUAUCGAUUCUCAUUGACCAGAACACACAGGCUUUUCACAUGUUCAUGACUGCACUUCUUCAGCUUUUCGAUCGCUCUGGUAUGUUGUAUGGAGAGUUGGCUAGAUUUGUAUUGAGGCUGCUAGGGAUCAAAACAAAGCCCAGAAAGGUCAACCCACAGGGUCCUAAUGGACAUCCUCAUCCAGGGCUAGAAGGUACCGGCGCAAACCCACUCUACAUAGAAGGACCAAAGCCUGCUCCAAGUGGUUCUUGGGACAAUGUUUGGGCAAAUGAUGCUGGCAAAUGA